UGUUCGAGGAACCUUUAAGUCCAGACGUUUCGCCACUUAAGAAAGAAUGCAAUUUGAAAAAAAUUCACCGCGGGAAAAGAUUUUCAAUUGAAUGGAAGAAGCUGUGUAUGCAAUUCGAUGGUUUCGGAACACUGAAUACACACAACGAACGUUUUAUUACGAUGAAACGAAAUUAAAUAAGGAGACACCGUAAUGAGGCAACAGAUACUGGUCCCUCAUCGGAUAUUUACUGGAUUAUACAAUAUCUGAAGUUAUUCCAUAAAGGGAAUUAUCAACAUAGUAUUCAGUCAGUUCUUCAACGCAAAAGUGACGUCUAUAAUUGUAAGAAGAAACGAUGAUAUUAAUGCUUUCACGACGAUUUGUAUCAGACAAGAGGAUAUCCUUUGACAAAAGUGUGUCCGCGAUGCUCUCGUCGGAGAAUCGUCGAAUUUACUCCGAUAAAGGGAGUUCCCAACUAUCAUAUCGCUAUAUAUAAUGUUCUCACGGGGUUGCGCGCAUGCACCAUCAGCUGAAAAGAGAGGGGCGGAAGCCACGCACGCAACACGUAAGUAAGUGUGCUCGCGAAUCCUGUCGCGAAUCGAUCGUGUUUGAGCUUCGCUCUCUCGCGCCCCGAGCGAGACCACAUUGCGAUAGUGCGUAAUAACUCGGAUAAAGAGAGGGUUUCGUUCAACAGAAGGGCAAUAAAUAAGGCGAACAAAGCGUCAUCAGGAUGAGCAAGCGAUUAGAGACCGUGGCCAUGAUGACCUGCAUGAAGACUCUGCUGAUGCUUUUUAAUUUCACCCUCUGGGCGUCCGGGAUAUUGAUGCUGUUCAUCGGCAUAUGGAUGCGUAUCCAGCUGGGGGAUUACAUGAACAUGAACUCGCAGGUCAGCGGAGCGGCCUUGUUAGCGAUUGCGUGCCUAGGUGCGAUGUUAGCUGUAGCGUCGGUCCUCGCCUGUUGCUGCACCGUACGAGGUCAUCCCGCCCUACUACACCUGUAUGGAGCGUUCCUAGCUGUCGUUGCAUUACUGGAACUUGGCGCGGGUGCGUCGUUUUAUGCUAGUCGUAAAAGCUUGAAUGAAGGAUUCGACCAAGGCCUAAACGAGAGCAUGGCAGCCUAUGAACCAGAUAAUUCCAUCGGCCGUCAUAUCGAUAUUAUGCAAUCAACUUUGCAUUGCUGCGGUAAUCGUGGAUACGCCGAUUGGCGCAACUUGAAUCCACCGAAGGAAAUUCCCUCGUCCUGUUGCAAACUGUCCGAUGAGUGUGAACCGAAUGAUCGCGUAGACCAAAUCUAUACCGAUGGAUGCUACAUUCGCGUAUUGGAUUGCUUAAACAGCAGCAUCGGUUUAGUGGCCGGCAUCGCGAUCGCCGUAGCUUUCUUCCCACUGGUGGGCAUCUUCCUAGCGUGCGGCUUAGCUAGCAACAUCAAUAAGGCCGAGUACGAGCAGGUCGCUUAGGCACGGUAUUCGCGCAAGCAGCAACGACAGUUCUAUCAGAAAACAAAAAACCUCGCGUCGCUAGCAAUGACGUACGAACGUACAUGAUUUCAACAUGGGAGCACGAAAAUGGAUUUUGAUUAAUGAGGCAAGCGCACACUUUGCCAUCCCUCUUUCGAGAUUUUAAUCGGAGACUUCGCUGCAAAAAUUUGAAAUAAACAACACAGUGGUAUGCAUAUUUAUGAAAUCUCUAACAAAUUAUGAAAUUGAAUAUUUAAAAAAAAGAAAGAAUCUCCAGCAUGGUUUACAUAAUGCGUUUUUUAUUAGCUUACUAAUAUAUAUAUAUAUAUAUAUAUAUAUAUAUAUAUAUAUAUAUAUAUAUAUGCUAAUUUUCUAGUAUUAUGUAAACUAUGCUAUAUAUAAUACCAAAUUAUAAAGUUAUAUUAUCUUUCUCUCUCUCUUUCUCUCUCUUGAUGAAUUCUUCAGUUCUUAUUUAAGUCCGAUUUGACGAUGUCGAAAUUUGUGCUCGUGUUCCAGAGCUAUUCCAAUCAAAAUUCAUUAUUGAUUAGUUAUUCUCAUUAUUAUCUCUACGAAAAAUAUCUUCAAAUAUAUGUAUUUCAUCAUUAAUAAUUAAAAUUUAUAUAUUUAUGUGUGUGUAUGUAUAUAUAUAUACAUACACAUAAAUCUUGCAUGGACUGAUAUCUUAAAGUCUUUUAAAGAUUCUAUCAAGUUUCGACAAGCAGAUAAAGAAAAACAAGGAAGCAGAAAGUAUUAGACUAGGACAAAAAGUUCCAUACGUAUUUAUAAAUUUUAUUUCAAAAUCGAUAGAUUAUUAUAAUAAAAAUUGUAUACCAUAUGAUUGUGUACUGUCCUGCCAUCAAAUAUUUGACUAUUCUACUAUUCAUAUAUCGUCCUUGUUUCCUUGAAUAAUUCUUGUCGAAGAUUUGAGAUUUGCAUAAUACUUACUCUGUCUCUCUAAAUACCAUAAGAGAGUUUUUCGUAUGUAAAAUACAAGAAGUUAAUACCUUGUAUGGGAAAUAUACCAUCUACUUAUUAUAGAAAUAUAUAAAUAUAUUCAUAUGUAUAGAGAACGAGACACUUGACUCGAUUAUUUCAGUCAACUUUUUUAUUUGACGCAUGUUAAAAAGAAAUCAGAAACUCCAAGAUUUUGAAGAAAUCAUUUUGUUACAAGUGUUUUAUACAGGGUGUUUCAGAAAUAGGUGGCCAAACUUUAAGAGCAUUUCUAUUCACCCUGUAUAAUCAGACACUACAUUAUUUGAUAAUCGUACAACAGUACUUUGCCUAAUAUUAACAAAGAUGUGAAAUAAAAAGUUAAACUAGUAUGAACGCAAGGCGUUAAGUGCCUCCAACUCUUUACAUGAUAAAAUAUAUUAUAAAAAAAAUGAGAAUACAUUAUAUACAUAUUAUAUCGUGCUAUAAAAUUUAACGUGAAAGGAAAAAAAACGCAGAGUUCUAAUGUAAGCCUUAUUUACAAAAUGUUCUCGAACUGUUCAAAUACUUCCACGUGAUAUCGAUGAAGCUGUGUAAUCUCGUUUGCUGAAUCGAUAUCUGAUUGUUUACGUCAAUCUAUAGCUUUUAUGUACGUUUACUGUAUAUCGCGGAAUGCGUACACUUUGUACAAGUUCUGAUAAGCCUUAAAUAAAGGUCAAUGAAAUAUCA
Molecule: messenger RNA, 3094 nt
Organism: Nylanderia fulva
Lineage: Eukaryota; Metazoa; Arthropoda; Insecta; Hymenoptera; Formicidae
Product: tetraspanin-6
Cellular component (GO): plasma membrane
Source: RefSeq, a predicted model, not a curated record